AUCAUAUCCAUUCACAUAAUCUCUUUGCUACACACUUGAAUGCAAAACCAACUCACAGGAGCUUUCUCCUCCAAUGGCUUCCGUCUUCUCCCUUCCCUCACCUUCCUCUGUACUCACGCACCCUUCUUCUAAUUUCAAGGGCAAUGUGAGAAAUCUCAGCUCAAAAAUAUGUCAAUUUCCUUCGAUACGCAAUUACAAGAACAGCAGUAGCGUGCAACAACAGCGGAAAUCCUUAAUUGUAGCUUCUUCGUCGCCGAUUCCAUCAGUUGUUGUGAGUUCCAAUGUCCGAUUCCGGCUUGAUAAUUUGGGUCCCCAACCGGGUUCGAGAAAGAAAGCGAAAAGAAAGGGUAGAGGACACGCCGCUGGUCAAGGUGGGAGCUGUGGGUUUGGAAUGAGAGGUCAGAAAUCGAGGUCUGGUCCCGGUGUUCGCAAGGGUUUUGAGGGUGGUCAGAUGCCUCUUUACCGUCGACUUCCCAAAUUGAGGGGUAUUGCGGGAGGUAUGCAUGCUGGACUAUCAAAAUAUGUUCCAGUGAACUUGAAAGACAUAGAAACUGCAGGAUUUCAAGAGGGGGAAGAGGUUUCACUAGAGUCACUGAAACAAAAGGGUCUGAUCAAUCCAUCAGGAAGAGAAAGGAGGCUUCCUCUGAAGAUUCUUGGUGACGGUGAAGUGAGUGUAAAAUUGAAUUUCAAGGCUCGUGCCUUUUCUGCACAAGCGAAAGAGAAGCUUGAAGCUGCUGGUUGUUCAUUGACGGUUUUGCCAGGCCGAAAGAAAUGGGUAAAACCGUCUGUUGCUAAGAACCUUGCUCGUGCCGAUGAAUAUUUUGCCAAGAAACGAGCGGCUGCGGCUGCUGCUGAGUCACCAGAAACACCUUCCACUGCUUAGAACCAUACAACUGAAUCAAUUCUUUUGUUGUUGUAAGCUUCAAAGUAGAUGUAAAGCACACUAAUUCAUAUUCUGUUUGUCUGGAAUCUUUUCAUCCUUUUUUAUCAUCAAGAAUAUAAAGAUCCCAUCUUGAUUGUGCUAA
This is a messenger RNA of Cynara cardunculus var. scolymus (artichoke), 1025 nucleotides long. RefSeq names its product 50S ribosomal protein L15, chloroplastic. Gene Ontology annotation, biological process: translation. Gene Ontology annotation, cellular component: ribosome; cytosolic large ribosomal subunit. Gene Ontology annotation, molecular function: structural constituent of ribosome. The transcript has 4 exons. The record is from RefSeq and is a predicted model, not a curated record. Lineage: Eukaryota; Viridiplantae; Streptophyta; Magnoliopsida; Asterales; Asteraceae. The coding region runs from base 74 to 883 and encodes 269 amino acids.